AUGGCGGCACCGGCCGCAACGUACAAGGACCGGCAGUUCCUUGCUGUCAUUGGUGAUGAAGACUCCGUUACUGGUCUUUUGCUCGCAGGCAUCGGGACCGCCAUGCUAACCUACUGGUUCUUUCUACAGCAUGUGACUGAACCACCAGGCUCCCAAAGAAACUUCCUUGUCGUUGAUUCCAAGACCGAGACGUCAGAGAUCGAACGGGCCUUCCAGAACUUCACCCAGGAGAGGAAAGACAUUGCUGUGCUCUUGAUCAACCAGCAUAUCGCAGAACGUAUCCGCCACAUCGUCGACGCAUUCGCCGAUCCUUUCCCCGCUGUUCUUGAAAUCCCCAGCAAAGACCACCCAUACGACCCGGAGAAGGACAGUGUUCUCAAGCGUGUCCGUCGCCUGUUUGGAGAGUAG
Penicillium coprophilum is the source of this 408-nucleotide messenger RNA. RefSeq names its product H(+)-transporting V1 sector ATPase subunit F. The record is from RefSeq and is a predicted model, not a curated record. Gene Ontology annotation, molecular function: proton-transporting ATPase activity, rotational mechanism. Gene Ontology annotation, cellular component: proton-transporting V-type ATPase, V1 domain; fungal-type vacuole membrane. The transcript is spliced from 5 exons. Bases 1 to 408 code for a protein of 135 amino acids. Gene Ontology annotation, biological process: proton transmembrane transport. NCBI's taxonomy places the organism in Eukaryota, Fungi, Ascomycota, Eurotiomycetes, Eurotiales, Aspergillaceae.